Molecule: messenger RNA, 591 nt
Organism: Magallana angulata
Lineage: Eukaryota; Metazoa; Mollusca; Bivalvia; Ostreida; Ostreidae
Exons: 3
Source: RefSeq, a predicted model, not a curated record
AGCACCACAACUGAGGCCACCACUACCUCAACAACGGAAACGACUACAACUACAACAAGUACUCCAGAGACGACUUCGACAACUUCUACAAGCACCACCACGCCUUCAACGACAACCACCACUCAGGUUCCAUCUACAACAACUGAAAGUAGCACAACAUCAACAAGUACACAACCCCCAACGAGUACAAGCACCACAACUGAGGCCACCACUACCUCAACAACGGAAACGACUACAACUACAACAAGUACUCCAGAGACGACUUCGACAAGUACGUCUACAACCACAGCUUUGCCAACGAGCACAAGCACAACUGAAGCCCCAACUACUUCAUCAACAACACUGAGCAGCACUGCAAGUACAAGUACGGAGAGUAGCAGCACUUCUACUAAAAGUACAACAGCUUAUACAAGCACCACCACGCCUUCAACGACAACCACCACUCAGGUUCCAUCUACAACAACUGAAAGUAGCACAACAUCAACAAGUACACAACCCCCAACGAGUACAAGCACCACAACUGAGGCCACCACUACCUCAACAACGGAAACGACUACAACUACAACAAGUACUCCAGAGACGACUUCGACA